This is a messenger RNA of Oncorhynchus keta (chum salmon), 2913 nucleotides long. RefSeq names its product zinc finger protein 384-like. Lineage: Eukaryota; Metazoa; Chordata; Actinopteri; Salmoniformes; Salmonidae. The record is from RefSeq and is a predicted model, not a curated record. The transcript is spliced from 12 exons. Gene Ontology annotation, cellular component: nucleus. Gene Ontology annotation, molecular function: RNA polymerase II cis-regulatory region sequence-specific DNA binding; DNA-binding transcription factor activity, RNA polymerase II-specific. Gene Ontology annotation, biological process: regulation of transcription by RNA polymerase II. The coding region runs from base 350 to 2014 and encodes 554 amino acids.
AGUAAAAUACGCAGAAGGAGAACAUUGCAUUCAUUUACGUUUGAUAUAUUUAAUAGCAUAUCGAUAGCACCAAUUUGAAGUUUCCAAAAUUAGACGGAAAUGACAUCACCACACACUCAGAGAGCUUUGUUUCUUCACAGAGUUUAAUCGAUCUUCUUCGAAGGAAGUGUAGCGCAGACAAGCGACUCCAUAAGGAAGAAAAAAAUAGAAAAAAUAAGAGAAAAAACUCGGUGAAUUAGUCUAAUCUAAAAGAUUUGAACAGAGUUUCGGAACUGUACAGGAAUUCCGGGAAGGGAACAAGCUCUGUCGGCACAGCCAUCUAACCAAAUAAAGUACCAACAUAGAAAUUAUGGAGGAUUCCCAUUUUAACUCUCAGUACUUCUGGUCCCCUGUGCCUGUACAAGGACAGAUUGAGAACGCCAUGUUCCUGAAACAACUGAAGGACCAGGAGAAGAACACUUCGUUCCCCUCAUCUCAUUACCAGACGACCUUGCUCACUGUCCCCAAGCAGGAAGGAGGGGGGCAGGGCCAAGGGGGUCACCUACACCCCCCUCACACCCAGAACAUCACUGUGGUGCCUGUACCUUCCACUGGUAUCAUGACAGCAGCGGGUCUGGUCAUCACAACCCCUCAAGGCACGCAGCUGGUCUCUCCUGCCACCUCCUCUCAGUCCUUCGUCUCUGGACAUCCCACCACCACCAUGAUCGUCUCUACACUGCACGCUCCAGAUAAGAAACAGGAAGGUGGAACCCCCCAGGUGGUCGUCAUGCCGACAACCUCGAAGCGAGGCAGGAAGAAGAAGUCGACACUAGGGAGGGCGGGGCCUGCUGGUGGCCACACCCUCUCCGCUGGAAAUGAAGCGUUGAUUCUGGCUCACUUGGCGUCGGGAGGGCAGGUGGUUAUGUCUUCGCAGCAUUAUAUAACUGACCCGUACGACCUCGCCAACGAAGACGAGAACCACAGCGGGAAGGACUGCAACAAGACCUACAGGUGCCGGAUGUGUGCGGUGACCUUCUUCAGUAAGUCAGACAUGCAGAUCCACUCCAAGUCUCACACAGAGGCCAAGCCCCACAAGUGUCCCCACUGCUCCAAGUCAUUCGCCAACUCCAGCUACCUGGCCCAGCACAUCCGCAUCCACAGCGGGGCCAAGCCCUACACCUGCUCCUACUGCCAGAAGUCCUUUAGACAGCUCAGUCACUUACAGCAGCACACACGAAACCACACAGAGUCCAAGCCCCACAAGUGUCCCCACUGCACUAAGUCCUUUGCAAACUCCAGCUAUCUGGCCCAGCACAUCCGCAUCCACACAGGGGUGAAACCGUACACCUGCUCUUUCUGUCAGAAGUCCUUCAGACAGCUCAGUCAUCUACAGCAGCACAACAGGAUCCACACAGGAGACAGGCCUUAUAAGUGUGUUCAUCCGGGCUGUGAGAAAUCCUUCACACAACUCUCUAACCUACAGUCCCACAGACGGCAGCACAACAAGGACAAACCCUUCAAGUGCACCAACUGUAACCGUGGUUACACGGACGCGGGCAGUCUGGAAGUCCACCUGUCCACUCACACGGUCAAACACGCCAAGCUCUACUCCUGUGGCCUCUGCAACCGCACAUACACCUCUGAGACGUACCUGGUGAAACACAUGCAGAAACACAACUCAGACCCGCUCACUGCAGCGGCGGUGGCUGCUGCACAGCACUCUCAGCAGAACCAACAGAACCAAAGCCAUACCCAGAACCAGGGAGGUUCUCAUGGCCAAGGCCGAGGAGAGGUCACCGAUAGUGGGGCAGACAGAGCCGAAGGUCAUGGACAAGGACAGAACCAGGGGCAAAACCAGGGUAGCUACUCUCAGGCAGAGACGGCAUCCUGCCCCUUUGACCUGCACCAGUAUAAGACAGUCGCUGCAGGGGACAUCCAGUUCAAAACAGUCAGUGUGGCGGACCUAGUGACCCACAAGGACCUCUGUCUCACCGUGGCUACCUCCACCAUUCAGGUGGAGCACCUAAACUCAUAGGGGUAGGAGGGAGGAGUGGUAGAGACUGAGAGAAACUGGAGGAGCCCUAUGGACAGACUGGAUAAAAGCAAUACAGGGGGGAUAUAGGAAGAUGUGACUGUGCCUGAAAGGUGGGUAAUGGAAGAGGAAGUUAAGAGAUGUUCAAACAGAGAUGGAGUCUGGAAAUAGAGGACUUUGUAGUUUUUUGUACUUGUUUAUCACUUUUAUUUCAUUAUGCCUAUGUUUUUGUACUACUUUUAUAAUGGAUGGCUAGUGUAUACCGUUGGUAAAGGAGUGUUUCUCUGUCACUGCAAUGGUGAGGAAGAGACAAAAAAUGAGUGAAGAAGAGCGAAUGUUUUCUUAUUUUUUUUAUCCUCCAACACAACUUUGAUUAUGGUUACAUCCGUGAAGUGUAUAAAACUGACAGAUAACUGUUAAGGUAAAUUUUUCUACUUUCCCACGGAUACUAUCAGGUUUUGAUUACAUCAUCAUUGUCAUGAUGGUUACUGUAAUCUACCUUCUAAAAUUUGCUCACAAAUCUUUUUCACUGAAAAAAAAGGGAAGUUGGCUGUUUUUCUGUUUCUGAAAAGAAAAAAGGCCUGCAAAAGUAUAUAUUGAUGUAUAAUCCAUACUAUAUAACACUUUGAUAUUUAGCCUCAGUCCACAAGCCAAUCAUAGAGCCCUGUUUACCUCACAUGACCCUGUAAGAACUGGGAAGUGAAUGUGAUCAGCUGGUACAUGUUAUGUAAUCCUUGUAGUAUUUAUUUUUUUGUGACCUAAGAAUAUCAUUGUUAUCCAAAUAUAUUCUGACUACUUCCACUAAUGUUAUACUAAAGUGUAUGAGCCUUUACAAAUAGACUGAUACAUAUGAAAAUACAAUUUUCCCUUAUCAAACAAUAAACCUCACUGAAGUCCGACAA